GUUCUUCUGUAAAGAAAACACACAAAUGUUUUAUUUUUUUAAACUCCAAAAGUAUGUUCACAGAAUGUGUUUUUCAGAGGCCGUAGAAUGUUUGCUUUUGGGACAAUGGUGUGUUCGAGUUGGGAAUCCUGUUACAUCACAGAACAAUGUCGAGCAGGUGCUUGCGAUGGGAGGGGCUUGCUGACAAAUGAUGUGGUCUACCUUCUCCUCAUCCCCACACGAAGAGUUCUGAAAAGAAAUAUUCUCGGAAUCACCAAGGAUCAGUGGUACCAAAUUUUAACAAUGAGCCAGGGAGACUUCAAAACCUGUAUAUUAGGUAUACGAGUCACGUUUCAAUAAAAUCUUCACAGUUCUUGUCACCCCUGUACCAGGAGACGGAAAAACUAAUGGGUCUUCAAACACUUCUAUCAAAUCUAUUGAUGUUCUGUUUCAAAGUAAUAGGAUAUUGAUCAUUUAACAAAUUGAAAAUGGGUUGUGCUUGUAUCAUACAGCAUAUCAAAGUGAAAAAUUGUUUCUUCAGUUGUAAAUUUCCAUGGACAGUGCUUAAGAUCCACACCACAGUAUAAUAUCCCACACCUACUGGACUACAGGAAUAUCAAGUUUUGUAUUUUGCCUUCUACAGACUAGAUUCUCUUUCAUAAAGCCUGCAAAAAACAGCUCUAUCAAGAUGGAUAAAUUCCGUAUGAUGUUUCAGUUCCUUCAGUCCAACCAGGAGUCCUUCAUGAAUGGAAUCUGCGGUAUCAUGGCGUUGGCCAGUGCCCAGCUGUACUCUGCCUUUGAGUUCAGCUGUCCCUGCAUUCCUGAAUACAACUACGCGUACGGCAUUGGACUCCUGAUUGUGCCACCCAUUUGGUUCUUCCUCCUGGGGUUCGUAUUGAACAACAACAUAUCCAUGCUAGCCGAGGAAUGGAAAAGGCCGACGGGGAAACGGCAAAAGGACCCCACCAUCCUUCGCUACAUGUUUGUUUCUAUCACGCAGCGCUCCCUGAUUGCGCCCGCGGUGUGGAUAGCUGUGACGCUGAUGGACGGUAAGAGCUUCCUGUGUGCGUUUAGUGUCGACUUGGACAUCCAUCAGUAUGGGAACGCCACCCUCAUCCAGGACAUGUCAGAGUUGGAGCGAAUCAAACUUUUGGCCAAGAUCCCGUGCAAGAAUAUUUUUGACCAGCCUGAGGUGAUAUCGAGAGAAGCUGCUGCUCGAUACAUUAAAUGUAUCUCACAGGGAUUUGGCUGGGUCUUCCUGCUGUUAAUGACUUUAGUGGCCUUCAUGAUCAGAGCCAUACGGCCUUGCUUCACCCAGGCGGCCUUUCUCAAAACCAAGUAUUGGUCGCACUACAUCGACAUAGAGCGGAAGAUGUUCGAUGAUACCUGCAAGGAGCAUGCCAAGAGCUUUGCCAAGGUCUGCAUCCACCAGUACUUCGAGAGCAUCAGUGGAGAAAUGCGCAGCUUCCAUCGCCAUCGCUCCAGAAAGGACGACAGCGACGACGAAGACGACGAGAAGAAGAAGAGUGACGAGGACAAACUUUUAGGGAUUCGCGCUCAGGAGGAUAUGAAUAAAGUUUUGUGGAACUGGCACACGUGUAAACCGCCUCUCGCCCUGAGAAAGGAGCAACCCGACGGCCAAGACAGUGAUAGACUUCAGGAAGAGGCCAGUGGGAGUCCUAAUGGUUAUGCCAAUGGACACACCCAUGGGAUGGCAAAGAAAGAAUGGGCGGUAUACUACAGCAAGGUUUGAACAUUUCAGUUAGUAAACAACACUUCAUAUCGAUUUUUUUUUCCAUUUAUGAGGAAUUUGUGUUUGGUGAUAAAGUCAAAAGGGAAAUCUUACUUGAAUUUUUAUUCAAAAAUUGUAUUUAUUUUAUUUGAGCAAUUUGUUGUUGCUUCCUGUGUUGGUGUGCGUUUUAAAUUAUUUUAAAUUGCCAUGAAGAAAUCUUUGCCCUUGAUAUAUAACUUGAAGCAUUCAGCAUGUUUAUAAAAAAGAAAUACCAAAAGAGGUCUGUUGGAAGUUUGGAAAGUGGACUUUUCUGGUUGUUGUCACAUUAGAUGCUUGCCUAUGAUCAAACAUAGGAGAUUUGAGAGCUAUGACCUUAUUUAAUCUUAACAAGUCAGGACACUGUAUAUGUAUGGUUAAACAUGCUUUGCAAACCAUGAAGAAAACUUGAAAAAAUAAAUGUUUUCUAUUAUAUCAUA
This is a messenger RNA of Hypomesus transpacificus, 2187 nucleotides long. It is a transcript of the gene calhm1b, whose product is annotated as calcium homeostasis modulator protein 1. Bases 668 to 1732 code for a protein of 354 amino acids. NCBI's taxonomy places the organism in Eukaryota, Metazoa, Chordata, Actinopteri, Osmeriformes, Osmeridae. The record is from RefSeq and is a predicted model, not a curated record. The transcript is spliced from 3 exons. Gene Ontology annotation, molecular function: monoatomic cation channel activity.